Molecule: messenger RNA, 1945 nt
Organism: Pezoporus occidentalis (night parrot)
Lineage: Eukaryota; Metazoa; Chordata; Aves; Psittaciformes; Psittacidae
Product: G-protein coupled receptor 83-like
Exons: 4
Coding region: 699-1937 (412 amino acids)
Biological process (GO): neuropeptide signaling pathway
Cellular component (GO): plasma membrane
Molecular function (GO): neuropeptide Y receptor activity
Source: RefSeq, a predicted model, not a curated record
ACCAUUUCCUCGCUGAAACAGAAACACUGAAUGCAGAAUGACAUUGCUGUUUGGGGGAGAAAAUGUGAGAUAGCCUGAACUCAACUUCUGAUGUGAUUUCCAGGUUCUGAAUCGCUUUAGGAUAAUUGCUGGUGUUAGAUGCAGACAAAAGCUAUCUCUGCUCUUGAAAAUGAUCCCCAGAUGGCUCCACCUGUACAUUCCAACAGAAAAGAACUGGCUGCUUUGAAGUAGAGGAUGAAAGCACCAACAGCGCAGCCUUCUGUGGAAUUUGGAGGAAAAAUAGACUCAGGUGAGAAGAAAGAAGAAAAAGCUGACAUGGGAUUAAAACAACUGCAGACCUUGCCUGAGGUUUGCCUACAGGUGCUGCAUGUAAUAAUGAGUUCUUCUUUCCAGCCUGCCUGUGGAGCUAUUGUUCUUCCUGAUACACAAAGGGGUUGAAAGUGUGUGGUCCCAAACCAGCCCCUUUCCAACAUGCCAGUUGGAACUGCUCUCCAGUGCUGCCUCUGCACGGGGGGAGCCCAUCACACUAUGGAAGUUUCCUCCAGCUUUUCAUCUUAAGGUGGUGUUUGUAGUGUCAGCUUCAUCUUCACCAGCCUCCUAGAGAACCAAGAAGUUCAAGGUGAUGGAACACUUCCUAGGUCAGCUGGAGCUGUGAUCCGGGUGGCCUCGAGCUUAGUGAAGGCUCAGGUGAACCCACCAUGCCUCGCUUGCUGCUUCAGUUGUACAAGUCACAUAUGAUGGGGUUUCUUGAGGAGUUUGACCACUACACUUCCUUGCCCAAACUCAUGUCAAUCUACCAAGCAACCAACAGGACCAUCUUCAACUGGACAGACAGCCAUAUUGUUGAGUGGGAGAAAUUCGCUGAGCUGGCUAAAUACGAGCCAGAAUCCCAGAAAUCGACAGUGAAAGCACUCCUUAUUGUGGCAUACUCAGUCAUUAUCACCAUGUCUCUCUUCGGGAACAUGCUGGUGUGCCAUGUGGUGCUGAAGAACAAGAGGAUGCACUCAGCUACCAGCCUUUUCAUUGUCAACCUGGCAGUGUCUGACAUUAUGAUCACGCUGCUCAACAUGCCUUUUACCCUGGUUCGGUUUGUGAACAGCACGUGGGUCUUUGGUAAGGCCAUGUGCCACAUCAGCCGCUUCGUGCAGUACUGCUCCCUGCACGUCUCCACACUGACACUGACAGCCAUCGCUCUGGACAGGCACCAGGUCAUCCUGAACCCACUGAAGCCGAGGAUGUCACUAACAAAGGGAGCGCUGAGCAUCUGUGUUAUUUGGAUGAUGGCAACCUGUUUCUCCCUACCCCAUGCUAUCUACCAAAAGCUUUUCCAGUAUAACUACAGGGAAGCCACUGUCCGGAGUUUGUGCCUCCCCGAUUUUCCUGAGCCUGCAGAGCUGGUCUGGAAGUAUCUGGACCUGUCUACCUUUCUCCUUCUUUACCUCCUGCCUCUACUCAUCAUCACUGUCACCUACACGCGCCUGGCCAAGAAGCUGUGGCUCCGUAAUGCCAUCGGAGACAUCACCACACAGCAGCACAUCACGCACCGCAAGAACAAGAAGAAGAGCAUCAAGAUGCUGAUGCUGGUGGUGGUGGUCUUUGCUGUCUGCUGGUUCCCUCUCAACUGCUACGUGGUGCUUAUCUCCAGUCUAGGCAUCAAGACAAAGAACUCCCUCUAUUUCUCCCUGCACUGGUUCGCCAUGAGUAGCACCUGCUACAACCCUUUCAUCUACUGUUGGCUGAAUGAGAACUUCCGCUCAGAGCUCAAGUCCCUGCUGUGCAUGUGCCAGAAGGUACCUCAGGCUCAGGACAAUGCGCUGCCACCUGCGGUCACAUCCUGCCAUGAGGCGUGGAUGGAGCAGGCCAGGUACCGGAAGGCACCUGCCUCACAAACCAUUUGCUCCACUGUAAACAUCCAGACUGCCAACACAGGCCUGUGAGCUGGAGG